ACACAUUCUGCUCCUUUAAGAACAUAAAAAUCAAAACACAUUACUCAUAAACGCUUCAGUAUAUGUUUGUGUCGUAAUGUAAUACAAUAUAUGCCAUAGAAAAUGCAUUUAAAGCCAGAAUUCAGCGCUCUGUUGUUGUUAUAAAGGCGUCUCUGCGGCCCCUGAACGCGUCUCUGCGGCCCCUGAACGCGUCGCACUGUUCCUUUAAGGGGGCCGAGCCUGCGCCCGUGCGAGGCUCCGGCGCGCUGCUCAGCUACCUGCUGCCCACUCCGCGCUCCCACGUCUUGAUUGGCCGUCUUGGCCGAAAUCCUCUUGAAUGAUUUCAAACCCUAGUGUUUGGACAAGAAGGAGGAGGAGGAGGAGGAGGAGGGGAGGCCGCUGCUGCUGCUGCUGCUGCUGCUAAUUCCGACCGAGCCGAGCCGAGCUGAGCUGAGCUGGGAGAAGGUUUGAAUCCCUCCGUCCUCCGACGCAGCGCCUCGGUGAAAAGAGGCUUAAAUCCGAGCAGGGUGUUGUUGACGGUGGGACGCGUUCAGGAGCAGGAGCCGCUGGAUACACCAGAAACAAACAAAGCUCUUUGCUUUUAUUUAUUUAUCUAUCCAUCAGAAGUCUGGUUUAGAUUUUCUUUUUAGAUUUUUUUUUCUGUGCGUGUUGUUUUUGUUUCCCAUCGUUUUUUGUUUUUUUUUGUUUUGAAUGGAGCGAUGUCCAGCGGACACGGGACGCGCUGCGCUGUGCUGACGGGACCAGAACCGGAUCGAACAAAAUCACCGCGGAUCGAUUUAAAAGCCAUGUGUUGUUAUUUAGAGUGAGUAGUGUGCGAUUUUUUUUUAUUAUUAUAAACCAGAUUAAAAGAAAACAGGAUUAUUAUUGUUAUAUUUUUUUUUAGACCAGUGAAGGAAUUCGGUCAGCAUCAUUUUCAUAUUUUCAUUUCCACCAUCGGCCUGUUGAAGCGGACCACACAGCGACACUCGCACCUCUCUGGAAGAUGUAUUUUAACACGAUUCCGCAGCUCAGGCUCGGUUAGAGGAGUUUUUGAGAGUUUAAUUGUUCGAGCCCGGCCGAUUCACAGACCUCACAGAGACUCGCAGAACAGACCGUCAUGGCUAAAAACCCGUCCGAGGGGCCGAAGGAGGAUCUGAGCCAGCUGACGGACGAGGAGCUGCUGCGGUGCAGCAAGGACGAGCUGCUCCGGAGACUGCGGAGGGUCGACGGCGAGAAAAUGAACUUGAUGAUCGAGCACAGCAACAUGAUGAAAGACAUCAACCGGCGGCUGCAGGUGCACCUGCACGAGAUCCGGAGCCUGAAGGAGAUCAACCAGAAGCUGCAGGACGACAACCACGAGCUGCGGGAGCUCUGCUGCUUCCUGGACGACGACCGGCAGAAGGGCAAGAAGCUGUCCCGGGAGUGGCAGCGCUUCGGCCGCUACACCGCCACCGCCAUGUGGAAGGAGGUGGGCACCUACAUGAUGAAGCUGAAGGAGCUGGAGGCCAACCAGGACACCGUGCUGCGGGAGAACUCCGAGCUGAAGGAGAUCAUCCUCAUGCUGGACGAGGAGAGGAACGGAGCCGGGUCCAGGAGCUCCAUAGACAGCCAGUCCAGUUUGACCAACCUGAACGGGGGCACCGGUACCGUCAGGGACGUGGGGGACGGGAGCAGCACGUCCAGCACGGGGAGCGCCGGGAGCCCAGACCACCACAAUCACAACCACAUACACAAGCCCAGCACGGAGAACAGUAAGUUGGGCCCCACCAUGAGGAGGUCCAUGGAUGACCUGUCGGCACCGCACCACCACAGGAGCAUCCCCAAUGGACUCAAUGAUCCCUCCUCCAACUAUAUCAGGCAGCUGGAGACGAAAGUGCGGAUCCUGGAGGACGACAACAAUAAGCUCCUCUCGCAGGCUUAUAGCCGGUAUAGUUUAUCACAGAUACAGACCAAACAGCAGUGUAACCCAGGUGACCUCCGAGCCCUGAGGAAGGGGAUGACCCUGUACCACUCAGAGUCCCAGCUGUCCUCGCUGCCCCAGCGCCAGGACGCCAUGCACAUGGGUACCGGCCGCCUCCCGACCAGCGAGUCCUCUCCGGCCACAGGCUACCUGUCCUGCGUCCAGAAGCCUGAGGCGGUGGUGCACGCCAUGAAGGUGCUGGAGGUCCACGAGAACCUGGACAAGCAGGCUCCUGAGGACUACGAGGACGACCUCAGCGAGAAGGAGAAGGCCAUCGUGCGAGAGAUGUGCAACGUGGUGUGGAGAAAGCUGGGUGAUGCAGCCGGAUCAAAGCUGUCCAUCAGACAGCACCUCUCUGGGAACCAGUUCAAAGGGCCGCUGUAGUGUGGCAACCCGCGAGCCAGCGAGCGAGCGCGCGAGAGAGAUCAGGAUUUACAGUACCUACGCUCACCUGAAGACACCUCGUACUACACAACCCAUCAUGCCGUGCUCCCCACUGCCUACAGCACCCAGCAUUCCUUCAACGAACUCUUUAAGACUGGCUAAGAUGGCAACUAAAUGGACCCGUUAGUCUGUCAUUCACAUGUACAAACAUGUUUUUUUGGGUUUUUUUUGUUUUGUUUUCUCUCUCAGAGCUUACGGAGCAACUGGCAGCUAGUUUCACUGAUUCGCCGCCUUUCCCCUUCGAUGGCCGCACAGCAAUCUCUCUUCUGUCAAAACCUACAAAACACACACACACAAUCACACACACUGCUUUCAGUCCUCCACAGCGUAGCCGAGCUACACCGAGCUAGCGAUACGACAUGGUUUCAAGCACAGCAACCCGGGACGUGGCCGGCAAAAGGGGGGCAGAAAAAUCUCCUCCCGCGGCGCCGGGAUCGUGGCGGUAUCUUCAGAUUUAAAAGUUUUGAUAGUACCUCCCAUAGAAACCCCUCAGCUCCUGUCACACGUAUCGCCCCGCCCCCUCCACCCUAGUUGUCGACGAGUAUAACUAGCAUUAGCAUUCUCAAGUGUUAACUGAUGUGAAAACCCCCACUGUGACCUAGCGCCUUUUUCGCUCAUACGACGAGUCUAUGGAUAAUAAAAAAUAACAAGUCUAGAGAUCACUGUUAACUUUGUUGUAUAUUAUGUAUAAAACCAUAGCACUACUUCUUUCAUUGUUAUCGUUGAUUUUACUUUUAUCUAUUUUGUAUUCUAGCGUGGCCAUGUGAUCAAUUAUUUUUAGUUUGGAGAAGGAAAAAAAAAAAGCACACAAACACACACAUACACACACGUACACACACAGUCGGACCUUAAACAGGGUUUGCUUUUUUUUUUUUUUUUGGUAAAAAACAAAACAGCAACAAAAAAAUGUAAAUGUAAUCUUUCUUUUUCCUGUUUCUUUUUUUUUUUUUUUUUUUUUAAUUCUUUUCCAGAUUAAUUCUUAUUAUUCCUUUUUUUCCUCUGUAACCUUCUGAAGAUGUAUCAAGGCCACUCUGAUCUCCACGGGCUGAUGGAUAAGAUCAUUUUUCUUACUUGGUGAAAUUAACUAAAAAAACAAAAACAAAACAAAAAACAAAUGAACUGUAUGCUGUGUGCAUGCUUGACAAUCAUGUUCUCAGGUCGGGAGGGCUACAGCUUUACCUUCGCCCCACGUUGUGACUGCGUGUGUGUGUGUGCGUGAUGGCGUGCAUGUGUUGGCGUGGACGGCGGCGUGAAUGGCUCUCUUGCAGCUGUAGCAUCUGCCUGUGAAUCCUCUCUUUUUUUGUUUUCUUCUCUCUCUCUCUCUCUCUCUCUCUUUAUUGAACCCUGGUUACAACUCGGUUGAAGACUGCUGAAGGCAUUUGCUGGAUCCAUGCAACAACAAAACAAACAAACAAACAAAUGUGGUUCUGUUAAUCGUUUCGAGGCCAAAACGCUUAAAAACCCCUCAGAUCUUGGAUCGCUCCUAAUUCCUUGUCGUCGUGGAUUCAGCAGGUGUGUUUACGCGGCGCAUGUUUCUUAAAUCUUUUUUUUUUUUUUUAAUUUCUUUCUUAGAAUACGAGAGAUAAAAGUCUUCCCUUUAGAUGUCUCCUGAAAAACACUAACAUUUAAAAGAAAAAAAAAAAAAGUAUUUCUUGAUGUCAGAGUGAACAAACGCUUUGUUUGUCAGAGUAUUUAUUGCCAGGUGUCAGAUAUAGAGACGUGGGAGCUAUCUGGAACAGUCGCACGUUGAAUCGAUCAGAUUCGCUCUCUGACUGUAUCGAUCGGUUUAGCGGCGGACAGCUCGGACUCUCCCGUCUCUAGUGUUGUUUGUUCCAAAUUAGAACAUUUCCGAGGCCGCCCGCCAUGCGCCUCCGCUCUCUCUCCAUUAAUGGGUCAAAAAAUAAAAUCAAAGUAUGGUUUUUUUUUAAAGUGUCCUUUUUUCUAGGAACUGAUUUGAAGCCAUGAUACAAUUUUGAAUACUAUAUAAAUAUAUAUAUAUAUAUAUACACAAGGCAUUUGAUUUGAGAUGUGCCACAUUUUUUUUCUGCAUGGUGUUUUGAUUUGGAACCCAACUGUCUUUUCUUUUUCUUUCUUUCUUUUCUUUUUUUAAACAUCUAUGGUGUUUCUCUUUUUCUGCCUAUAUGCUAAAUAAAAAUUAAAAAAAAACAAGAAAAAAAAAAAAAACCACCACCACAGUACAGAGUCGUAGAAAUCUACAGCGUUUCGUGUCAGCAGCUCCUGUAGUGACUAUCAUGGCUGUAGCUUCUGUUCAUGAGUUUCACCGAUGAGAUGGAAUGUUUGGCAGGUGAAAAGGAAACAUGACAUAGGCCACUUUUAGGAGAAAUAUUUGGGAGACAAUAAACAAAGUUGCUUAAUGAUA
Messenger RNA from Acanthopagrus latus (yellowfin seabream), 4763 nucleotides. RefSeq names its product coiled-coil domain containing 85C, b (gene ccdc85cb). The transcript has 7 exons. Lineage: Eukaryota; Metazoa; Chordata; Actinopteri; Spariformes; Sparidae. Gene Ontology annotation, cellular component: apical junction complex. Bases 1097 to 2323 code for a protein of 408 amino acids. The record is from RefSeq and is a predicted model, not a curated record.